CAUCUGUCAAAUAAAUGGUAGUUGGAUCGGGUGGUAAAUUAAAUGGAGUUGUUUGUUUUUUAUUUAAAUCAAAGCGUCAUUUAAAUCAAAAUUUAUACUAAUAAAUAGUGAUACAAGCCACAAAUUCAUCAUGCCGAAUGAAAUGAUAACGCUACAGCUGGGCCAAUGCGGUAACCAGAUUGGCUUUGAAUUUUGGAAGCAGCUAUGCAUAGAGCACGGGAUAUCACCGGAAGGCAUCCUGGAGGAGUACGCGACGGCGGGCCUGGACCGAAAGGAUGUGUUCUUCUACCAGGCUGAUGAUGACCACUACAUACCCAGAGCUGUGCUAUUGGAUCUGGAGCCUAGAGUUAUACACACUAUUAUGAACUCGCCAUAUGCCAAGUUAUACAACCCUGAGAAUGUAUACCUGUCAAAACAUGGUGGAGGUGCCGGCAACAACUGGGCUUCAGGGUAUGCACAGGGAGACAAAUUGAACGAGGAAGUGUUUGACAUUAUCAACAGGGAGGCUGAUGGCAGUGAUAAUUUGGAGGGUUUUGUGGUGUGCCACUCAAUAGCCGGCGGCACAGGCUCGGGCAUGGGCUCCUACAUCCUGGAGCACCUCUCCGACCGGUUCCCCAAGAAGCUGGUGCAGACAUACAGUGUCUUCCCUAAUUUAGAUGAAAUCAGUGACGUUGUCGUACAGCCGUACAACUCCCUCCUCACCCUGAAGCGCUUGACAGAGAGCGCGGACUGCGUCAUGGUUCUCGACAACACCGCGCUCAACAGAAUCGCCAGCGACCGCCUGCACAUCCCCAACCCCUCCUUCACGCAGAUCAACACACUCGUGUCUACCAUCAUGUCGGCCAGCACCGCCACGCUCAGGUACCCCUCAUACAUGAACAACGACCUGAUCAGCUUGGUGGCGCCACUGAUCCCCACCCCGCGGCUCCAUUUCCUCAUGACUGGGUACACACCGCUCACCGCUGACCAUUUGGUGCAUGUACAGGCGCCAAAGAUCCGCAAGACCACGGUGCUGGACGUGAUGCAGCGGCUCCUCCAGCCCAAGAACAUGAUGGUCUCCCUCAGUCCGGACCGCGCCAACCAACACUGUUACAUUUCCAUCCUCAACAUCAUACAGGGCGAAGUAGACCCAUCGCAAGUGCACAAGUCCCUCCAGCGCAUCCGAGAGCGUAAACUAGCAAACUUCAUCCCGUGGGGCCCCGCGUCCAUACAAGUAGCGCUGUCGCGGCGCUCCCCGCACGUCACGUCGUCUCACAAGGUGUCGGGGCUGCUGCUCGCCAACCACACGAACAUCAGCUCGCUAUUCGACCGCUGCCUCCAGCAAUACGACAAGCUCCGCAAGCGCGAGGCCUUCAUCGACGUGUUCCGCAAGGAGCCCAUGUUCCGCGACUCGCUCGACGAGUUCGACGAGUCCCGCGCCGUGGUGGACUCGCUGGUGCGCGAGUACCACGCGGCCGCCACGCCCGACUACGUGCACUGGACGCCCGGUCAGUACCCUGACGUUCCAUGUUCCGCGACUCGCUCGACGAGUCCCGCGCCGUGGUGGACUCGCUGGUGCGCGAGUACCACGCGGCCGCCACGCCCGACUACGUGCACUGGACGCCCGGUCAGUACCCUGACGUUCCAUGUUCCGCGACUCGCUCGACGAGUCCCGCGCCGUGGUGGACUCGCUGGUGCGCGAGUACCACGCGGCCGCCACGCCCGACUACGUGCACUGGACGCCCGGUCAGUACCCUGACGUUCCAUGUUCCGCGACUCGCUCGACGAGUCCCGCGCCGUGGUGGACUCGCUGGUGCGCGAGUACCACGCGGCCGCCACGCCCGACUACGUGCACUGGACGCCCGGUCAGUACCCUGACGUUCCAUGUUCCGCGACUCGCUCGACGAGUCCCGCGCCGUGGUGGACUCGCUGGUGCGCGAGUACCACGCGGCCGCCACGCCCGACUACGUGCACUGGACGCCCGGUCAGUACCCUGACGUUCCAUGUUCCGCGACUCGCUCGACGAGUCCCGCGCCGUGGUGGACUCGCUGGUGCGCGAGUACCACGCGGCCGCCACGCCCGACUACGUGCACUGGACGCCCGGUCAGUACCCUGACGUUCCAUGUUCCGCGACUCGCUCGACGAGUCCCGCGCCGUGGUGGACUCGCUGGUGCGCGAGUACCACGCGGCCGCCACGCCCGACUACGUGCACUGGACGCCCGGUCAGUACCCUGACGUUCCAUGUUCCGCGACUCGCUCGACGAGUCCCGCGCCGUGGUGGACUCGCUGGUGCGCGAGUACCACGCGGCCGCCACGCCCGACUACGUGCACUGGACGCCCGGUCAGUACCCUGGCGUUCCAUGUUCCGCGACUCGCUCGACGAGUCCCGCGCCGUUGUGGACUCGCUGGUGCGCGAGUACCACGCGGCCGCCACGCCCGACUACGUGCACUGGACGCCCGGUCAGUACCCUGACGUUCCAUGUUCCGCGACUCGCUCGACGAGUCCCGCGCCGUGGUGGACUCGCUGGUGCGCGAGUACCACGCGGCCGCCACGCCCGACUACGUGCACUGGACGCCCGAGAGCAGUCAGCUAUAAUGCAAAGAUCUGCAGAAGCGCGAAGUUUCCAAAGGUGUAAAUGAAAGUAUUCAGACUCACAAAUCGCUAAUGAUCUAACCAGUGCCAUCGUACAUUUAUCUCAUUAACUCGAAUAACUAAAGACACUGUGAUUAAAUGCCAAUUGUUAGUAGCGACAGAAUUUUGAGGAUAACGUACUUGUAGUCUCGAAAUUUAACCUUUUGACCGCCUAAGACGUCAUAUGACGCGCGCGGCUGCAGCCCAAUAUCAACCUUCAUGCGUACCGACAAGGUUCACGAACGCGCCGCGUACGAUAGGCGUGGCGUUCAAAAGGUUAAGGUCUAGUCUGUACAGCCAGCCAGUGUUGUGUAACUGCCAUGUUAGAAUCUGUGUUUUUCUCAUAAAAACAGCUGUGCCGU
This is a messenger RNA of Cydia pomonella (codling moth), 2973 nucleotides long. RefSeq names its product tubulin gamma-1 chain-like (gene gammaTub37C). Lineage: Eukaryota; Metazoa; Arthropoda; Insecta; Lepidoptera; Tortricidae. Gene Ontology annotation, cellular component: microtubule; centrosome; nucleus. The transcript has 10 exons. The record is from RefSeq and is a predicted model, not a curated record. Bases 131 to 1738 code for a protein of 535 amino acids. Gene Ontology annotation, molecular function: GTP binding; structural constituent of cytoskeleton. Gene Ontology annotation, biological process: mitotic spindle organization; meiotic spindle organization; mitotic sister chromatid segregation.